AUGGCUAGUCAAAUCCAGGUGGCGAGCUUGCAGGGACAGGAAGACUGGGAAGAAGAGUAUCGGCCGCUGCCGCUACUAUUCGUAUGCUCGCUAGCGAUUUGGACGGUGCUUUUCGGAGUCUGGAUUUGGAACACGUGGGUGAAGCGCCAAUGGCAGACGAGCUACCUCCAGUGGGCCCUUGCUCUCGUACCAGCGCUCAAGUGCGUCGUCCUCGGCCUAUCCUUCUUCUUCUGGCACUGGUGCUUGCACUUCGACUCGUGCUCCUUCUGGGUCGCUUUCGGGGUCUUCGUCUCGCGAAUCUUCUUCGAAACCACGUGCUUCAUCAUGUUCCUGCUCAUCGCGCACGGCCUGGGUAUCACGCAGGAUUCGCUAUCUAUGGCGCAGAGGCGCUCUAUAGCGGGUCUCAGCGGCAUGCUCUACAUCUCUAUUACCGCGUACAAGGCUGCGCUUCCGCACUUCCAGAUCAUUUUAACUGGCGUCUAUACUCUCCUGCUUUACGCCAUAUUUUCGAACGUCGCGCGGAGAAUGGGCGCACUGCAGGAGCAGCUGCGGCAGGCGGAAGCGGAGGGCGCAGCGGUGGAGGGGGGCGCGGGAAGCGCGCUGUACCCCGCGCUGCUGCACCGCCUGGCGCUGUUCCGCCGGUUCCAGGGCGCCAUGCUGGCCAUCGUGUUCAUCGAGAUAAUCCUUCAAACCAAGUCGGACGUGCUGGGUCCGUACUGGGUGCGGCUGCAGCUGAGAGAGGUGGCGGAGGUCGCCGUAUUCCUCUUUAUAGGGUGGACUUUCCGGUCGCGGGUGAUGGCGCCGAUCUUCAUGCUGCUGCCCGCGGAGCAGCACGCCCUCCCGCCCAUCCACCGCGUCGACAUGGACGACAAGGGCUUUCAACGGCUGAGAUCAAAGGACUGGACCAUCGGCAUCUGCACCACGAGCGUCUCCUCCGCGUCGGGCGCUGCUGGCAGCGCUGGCUUCGCGUCUCUCCCCCUCCGCUGCACUCCGACUGACGCCUAUCAGUGCUCCCGCUACCACCUCCGGUACCAGCUUCUGCGCGCCUCCUCUCGCCACCCGAACCAGCGCCGCCGGCGGCUGAACUCGUUGCGUGUGCUCAAGGGCGGAGAGAGCAGCAGCAUGGGAACUCAUGGCGAUGCCGUGCGUGCCGCGCUGCUCGCCAUCGCCAUCGUCACCGUCAUCGCCGCGUGUCUCGUGCAGCCGUCGCACGCAGCUGGUGUGCUGAUGGGGAACGUGAGGCUUGGCACGCGAAUGUACAUCGACGGGCGCGAAUUGCUCUUCGUGUCGCCCUGUAUCGACAUUCCUCCCAUCACGGGUGUUCUGCCCGCGGACGCACGGCCAGCAAACGAUGAUCGCUGGGCUGACUGCACCGCAAUCCGGUUCUUCCAGGAUGCAGGGUGCACGGGACCCGUGUUGUACAAUUAUGACAUGACGACCAGCACCAUGAAUCUCCCCAUUGGCAAUGCAGUGAAGUCCGCCCGCUGCGACAUUGCGGGCGACGUCUGCAAGUAUGCGCGCUGCCCUCCCAACUCCAAGUGCGACGCAUCCACUUACGACCCCAACCAAUCCAAGAGCACCACCAAAUCCAAUCUCUCCGGCUACAUAGUGGAGUGCCCGUGCAACGAAGGCUAUAUCGCUGCCAAGCGCCGCUGCCAGAAACUCAACAACACAGGAUCUGGCAUCCCCUCCACCGCACCUUCCAAGGAAACCCCCGCAGCACCUUCCAAGGAAACCCCCGCAGCACCUUCCAAGGAAAACCCUGCAGCACCUUCCAAGGAAACCCCCGCAGCACCUUCCAACGAAACCCCCGCGGCACCUUCCAACGAAACCCCCACGGCACCUUCUAAUGAAACCCCUGCAGCAACUUCCAGCGAAACUCCCCUAGCAACUUCCAGUGAAACCCCUGCAGCAACUUCCAGCGAAACCCCAUAA
Messenger RNA from Closterium sp. Yama58-4, 1935 nucleotides. NCBI's taxonomy places the organism in Eukaryota, Viridiplantae, Streptophyta, Zygnematophyceae, Desmidiales, Closteriaceae. The record is from the annotation of a GenBank genome assembly.